AAAUCCUCAUUCAUUCUUUUCCGGUGCGAGGUGUCAAAAACUGCGAAAUCUCUCUGCUGUCUGGUACACUCUAUCGAAUAGUUUUCAUACCGUGCAAAAAAAAAGAAUGGCUAAAAAGAAAGGUGAUACCUACGAUAGUGACGGUGCCGAUGAUCAGGACUAUGACGAGGAGCCUAAUUUCGAUGAUACGGAGGGAUUUGUGGACGAUGUAACCGACGAAGAAUUGCUUGGUGACUUGCUGAAGCAGAAACCAUGCGAAUCGGAUGGGGUCGAAAAUGUCAUAGUUGUAGACAACAUACCGGUUGUUGGACCGGCUCGUUUCCCAAAGCUGCAAGGCGUGUUGGAGAAGAUUUUCAAAAACGCCGGAACGAUUGUGAAUAUUCACUACCCAAAGGAUGAGGAAGACAACACGAAAGGAUACGCCUUCAUUGAGUUCAAGAACCCUGAGAUGGCUGAGGAAGCAGUGAAAGCUUUCAACAAUUAUCGUUUGGAUAAGUCGCAUACCCUGCUGGUGAAUCUGUUUUCCGACUUCCAAAAAUACUCGGAUAUCCCGAAGGAAUGGAGCCCUCCUGAGCCGCAGCCUUAUAAGGUGCAAAAUGAUCUGUACACCUUCUUGAUGGAACCUGAUGCGCAGGAUCAGUUUUGUGUAGUUGCCGAAUCUACACCCGGUGCUGUACAAGUACAGUUUUGGCAAAAUGCUCAACCGGAACCGGUGGAAAUUUUAACUCGCGAGCGCUUCACUGAGACGUACAUUAAAUGGUCUCCCUUGGGAACGUAUAUCGUAACCUUCCACAAGCAAGGCGUGGUUAUUUGGGGUGGUUCCAGCUUCAUUAAAAUCAACAAAUUUGCGCAUCCCGGAACUCAGUAUGUCGAUUUCUCCCCCUGCGAACAGUAUUUGGUGACGUAUGGUCCCAACGGUCAGAAGAUAAUGAUUUGGGACAUCAGAACCGGCACGGAGAAAAGAUCUUUCGUUUCGGAUGGAACCACUAACAUGUCAAUGUUCCGUUGGUCGCACGACGAUAAAUAUGUGGCACGAAUGGGUGAUAAUGCCAUCCAUGUGUACGAAACGAAUACAUUUUAUCUGCUGGAGAAAAAGUCUAUCAAAGUUCAAGGAAUUCGUAACUUCAGCUGGUCUCCAACUGACAACAUUAUUGCUUAUUGGAUGUUGGAAGAUAUUGACGCACCAGCUCGAGUCACCCUUCUGGAGAUUCCCAAGAAAAUAGAAAUCCGCAACAAGAAUUUGUUCAACGUUGCUGACUGCAAGAUUCACUGGCAGAAGUCCGGAGAUUAUCUUUGCGUGAAGGUCGAUCGUUAUUCGAAAUCCAAGAAAGAUAAGAAGGAUGCCGACGUCAAAUACUUGGGCAUGUUUUAUAACUUUGAGAUAUUCCAUAUGCGCGAAAAAGAUAUCCCAGUGGAUUCCGUUGAAGUCAAGGAGACCAUUUUAGCGUUCGCCUGGGAACCGGUAGGAUCGAAAUUUGCCAUCAUUCACGGCGAGCCAUCGUCGGCGAACGUUAGCUUCUAUGAGGCGAAGAAAGGCCAAGAGCCUACUAUGCUGAAGAAAAUGGAGAAGAAGGUGUGCAGCCAUCUGUUUUGGUCUCCACGAGGCCAAUUUAUUGUCCUUGCCAAUCUGCAAAUGGGAGCGUUCGAAUUUGUCGACACAAAUGAUUUCACUAUUAUGAAGAGUGGUGAUCACUAUCGUGCCUCUGAAGUAGAAUGGGACCCUACUGGUCGGUACGUUGUAACUGGAACCUCAGGAAAGGUUAAGGAAGAUCACGGCUACUAUAUUUGGUCAUUCCAAGGCCGGAUAUUGAAGCGUGUCAAUUUGAAGAAUUUCAUGCUCUUUUUAUGGCGUCCGCGACCACCUACCCUGCUUCCGGAAGAAAAACAGAAGGAGAUCCGCAAGACUCUCAAGAAGUAUUACGCACAGUUCGAAAGCAAGGAUCGCGUCCGUAUGACCCGUGCAUCGAAGGAACUUCUAGAGAAGCGUGCCAAACUGCGUGAACAAUUCGUGGAAUAUCGCGCCAAACGGGUGGCCGAAUGGGAGGAGCAGAAAUAUCGUCGUUUGCAGUUGAGAAACAAUGUCGAUACCGAUUCGCUGGAAUCUGAUCCAGUCAAUGUUGAAGAAGAAAUAGUUGAAAUUCUAGUACGUGAAGACACAACCUUGCUCGAGUAGUCCGUAGAAGGCAACCAAGACUAGCCGGUUGUAUGAUAUCGGCGCCCAUUCAUACCAGGAGAGAGUGAACACUUGUCAGCCAAAACGCUCUCUCUUAUUAUUCAGAAAACACAAAGAAAAAUUGUAAGGAAAUCCAAAAUAUCUGAACUAACAAUAGUGAUAAUAAGAGGUUUUAUUACAAUUUUGA
This is a messenger RNA of Toxorhynchites rutilus septentrionalis, 2360 nucleotides long. It is a transcript of the gene eIF3b, whose product is annotated as eukaryotic translation initiation factor 3 subunit B. The record is from RefSeq and is a predicted model, not a curated record. Gene Ontology annotation, molecular function: RNA binding; translation initiation factor activity; translation initiation factor binding. Lineage: Eukaryota; Metazoa; Arthropoda; Insecta; Diptera; Culicidae. The transcript is spliced from 5 exons. Gene Ontology annotation, biological process: translational initiation. Gene Ontology annotation, cellular component: eukaryotic translation initiation factor 3 complex. Bases 107 to 2173 code for a protein of 688 amino acids.